GGAAUCGUGACUCCCGGAUAAGGAAAAUCCGAGAGUAAUAUCGGAGGCAGGCGAUGGUUUACGGCAGGCGGUGGUGGUUAAUGUCUUUGAUACAAAUAAAAAAGAGUGGGGAUCAUGACAUUAUUAAGGACAAAUAAAAUUAAAAUGUUUUUUGGAAGGUUUGUAGCUGUCCAGUGGCUCGUGAGGCCUGGACAGUCUUGUCGUGGCAAUGGAUUGAUGGGCCUGAUUUACCAUUCCUUGAGCAAAUGAAUCUGGAGUUUCAGACAAGGAGGAAGGCAGCCUUGGAGAAGAUGAUCUGGUGCGAGCGGAAUCAUCGUGUUUGGCAGGGAGCGAUGUCUAUAGCACAACAGUUAUUCCAUCGAGCAGGGGCUUUGGUUGACGGGUGGUCCAGGGCACAGGCAAUACAAAGGAACAAGGUGCAACAAGAGUUUUCUCCGGCUACUGUGUGGUGCAGGCCGACAACUGGUAAACUGAAACUCAACGUCGAUGCAGCGGUCCGGCCGAACACUUGUGGACUCAGCUGGUGCUUUAGAGAUGAAAAUGGCAGCUUCAUUGCGGGGGCGGCUCGUCCGUGGCUGGGCAUACUAUCACCGUUGAGUGCCGAACUUGUUGGGAUUCAGGAAACUCUUAGUUGGGUGAAGCAAAAUGGAUGCACAGAGAUGGAGGUCGAGACCGAUGCGGCCUAGGCUAUUUCAGAGAUUGGAUCCAGUUGCUCUUCGAUUGGAUGAUUGGGUGAGGACAUAAGAGAUUUGGCGAAUCAUUUUUCGAGCAUUUGUUUUUAUCAUGUUAUGCGAUCAACAAAUAAGUCAGCCCACGCUUUAGCUAGAUCUGCUUGUUCUAUGUCUGAUCUGAGAUCUUGAUCUAUACUCCUCCUCCUUUUAUUGUAUUUGUGUUACACAAUGACUUCAUUAAUAUUAAUUAAAUUUUCUCCUUGCAAAAAAA
This is a messenger RNA of Cuscuta europaea, 942 nucleotides long. Lineage: Eukaryota; Viridiplantae; Streptophyta; Magnoliopsida; Solanales; Convolvulaceae. The record is from the annotation of a GenBank genome assembly.